AUAUGUGCUGACCUGGGUCCACGAAUGCAUCCAGGGAGAGACGUAGCAACUGGCUGGGAGAAAGUGGCUGGUGUGUUCGAAUAAAGCUACAGGGAACAAGGAACAGUGGCUGCAGAUGAGGGGUGACUGGGAGCAGAAGACCAGCAAAUUGGGCACAAUUUAUUACCUCUGCAACCCUGUGUCAGGAAAGAAGCCUUAAUUAGGAUGUAGCCAGCAUCACGUCUGGAAGUUUGGAAUCAGAUACACAACAAAGUAACAAAAUAUCGAAAGAGUCCCUGGAAACUGGACGGAUGGUGUUUACUUUGGCACAACUCGAGUCCUUAGAGAUUUGCCUGAAGGAAGCAGAAGAAAAGGCUAAAGCCUUAUCUGAACAGCUUGCAGACUCUGAAGGAACAAAAUCAAAACUGAUUGAGCAAGUUUCCUGGCUGGAGAAGAAACUAGCGGCUCUGGACCACAAGGAAGACAGAGGGGAACCAUAUGAAAAAAUGGUUCUUGCAAAAGACCAGUGCAUUGAGAAAUUACAAGCUGAAGUGAAAGCGUCCCAGGAGCAACUUAUAGCGCAGAAACUAAAGCACAAAAGGAAACUGAAAAAGCUACAAACGGAUUUGGCAACAGCUAAGCAAGAGGCUGCCAUCACAGCCCUGGAACUCAAUGAGAAGAUAAAGGCUCUGUGUGAAGGAAAGCCAGCCCCUAGAGAAGGCAACACACUAGAAGAGUCCUGUGGCAGUCUGCCUCCUGUGGAAGAAGGUGAUCGAAAAAUUAGCCUGAUUAUGGAGUUGUCAACACAGCUUUCCUUUCAGACUGAGAAGAUCACUCAGCUGGAAGAAGUUUUAGAGGAAAAGGAAAGGAAGAUUCAGCAGCUGGAAGCUCAGCAGGGACCCCAUCCUUUCCAAAAGGUCGAGGACUCUCCAGAAUGUUUACAAGAAACCUCAAUUUUCUAUAAUAAUAGCAUCAUUCCUGUGGUCUCUAAUGAGGAUAUGUAAAGAUUCUCAGUAAGAAAACAAUAAAAGUUUAUUGUGUCAUCAAG
Molecule: messenger RNA, 1027 nt
Organism: Equus caballus (horse)
Lineage: Eukaryota; Metazoa; Chordata; Mammalia; Perissodactyla; Equidae
Gene: CCDC192
Product: coiled-coil domain containing 192
Source: RefSeq, a predicted model, not a curated record